Bactrocera oleae (olive fruit fly) is the source of this 3659-nucleotide messenger RNA. RefSeq names its product lipopolysaccharide-induced tumor necrosis factor-alpha factor homolog. Gene Ontology annotation, molecular function: zinc ion binding. The record is from RefSeq and is a predicted model, not a curated record. Lineage: Eukaryota; Metazoa; Arthropoda; Insecta; Diptera; Tephritidae.
ACAAGAUCCAGAAAAAAUAGAUGGCGCCGGAGUUGAAUAAUUACCAAAAAUAAACUUUUUACUGCCCUAUCUGUAUAUUUAAGCAAUAUUCGAGAUAUAUAUUGCAUAGUGACAAAGGAAAGGGAAAAAUCAUCCCCUAAAAACACGAUGAUAAACAAAAUUAAAAGAGAUGGUCAGAUAUUUUUCAUAUUAUUUAUUUUAAAACUUAAACCUAAAUAUUUGUAUCAAAAAUUGCCAGCAGGAUUGGAGAAAAAGAUUCCAACCCCUCAAGUUGAUAUAUUGUAUUUGGGUGUACAAGAUAUUAAUUUGAUUCUCAAUCGAGCAAGAUUUUCUCUUUACCGAUCUAUUGCAUAUCUGAACCUAAAUAACGCAACGAUUACCCUCCUCCCGCCAAACCGACGCAAGGGACGUAAACCGUAUUCUUGCGGAAUUAGCCGAAAGGGUAGAGAGUUUUUUUAGCUCAGCUCAGAUUAAGAAAAAAUUAUAUAGUCUUAAAUUAAAUUAAAAUCAUGACAUAUUCGCGUAAAGUCUCGUUUACUUCAAAAUUUUAUCUAUAAUGAUUUUAACAGUUAGACUCUUUCUGCCUCGAUAAGCGAGCCGGGAUAUUAAAUUUAACUUCAGACAAGAGAAAAGAAUUGAAACUGUUCCAUUUAAAAUUAUUAACGACUAAUGUAUGGAGGACGACUUUACCUGGAAUCGUAUCUAAAAUUCCCUAAGGCGAACAGCAAAAAUUGAUUUUGAACUCUGAAAUGUUCGAAUGGAUUUGGUAACUAGGUAGUAUUCAGUGGACGAAACCAAUAUCGACUAGCUCAGCCAAACCGAGUGUACGAACAUAUUUCGCCACGAACUUAUGGCGCUCGCUUAUGUCGUGCUCACUUUAUACUUUAAAAUUUCUUCCAGUAAUGCCAGAAUUACAUUAGACAAUGUAAAGGUUAAUUUAUUACAGAUUACGCAGACACCUGACCUACUAGUAUCUUUGAUGCAAAAGAGGCUAUUACGGUCGAAAACAUAAAAACAUCUUUAAAAGGGAUAUGGAUUAAUGAAGUGUAUUGAAGUUACUGGCACUCUAAAGAUAUAAAAGGAGAGUGCCAGAUAUCUCAUUCUUGAAUUUUUGGAUAUGGAGAAGCUCUGUUCAAAGUGGGUGGACCAACUGUUCGCAUAUUUAUUAUCCUAAGCAGUGUGUGUACUAUCGUACUAAUCACGAAGAUUUGUUACAAAUAUAUCAACAUGACUCCAUCAUUUUACUACGGAAUCCAAAUGACUGUUGUUUAAGUAGAUAUUGGAACGUUCAAAGCUCGUAAAGCAGCCUAAUUAAAAAAAAAGUAUUAUUUCAUUAAGACAAUAAAUUGUGUUACAAAUAAAUGGAAACGAAAUCUUCCUAAGUUGUUUUACGAAUUGCUCCGAAACCACCAUAUUCUCUAGUUCCCAGCGGUUUCUCCUAUCAACCAGACUUCAAGUGACUAUAUACUGGAAAAAAUUUAGCACAAAAGGAAAGGUAAUCGCCGAGGUUGAGCCCUAUUAUGAAGCAAAAGGCGUAGCAUAUUAUACUCAUAUGAUUUUAAAAAGUUGGGAGAAUGCUAUAAAUGGCGUAAUGAUCUUGAUGGUACCUAUAUCAAUUAGUAAAUGCAAAAAAUUGUUUUUAUUGAAAAUUUCUGACGCUUUAGGAGUUACUUGAUGCACCUUCAUCGUGGUGUAAAAAUAAUAGGUUAUCUAGUGGGAAUGAAUAUCUUUGGAUCAUAUUGGAAAGCUAUGUAAGAAUAUUACAGUUAGUUUUCGAACAUUAUGGUAAAAAUAAAUAGUUGACAAUAAUGAGGAGAUCUGUGCUAUCACUGACUAUUUUUCAGUAAAUUUCAUCUGAUGUCAACAUACCAUUCAUCAGAUAUUUAAAUAUAUCAAAAAAAAUCAAAAAUAUAAUGAAUAUAAAAUUAUAAACAAUAAUACAUUCCGAAUACCUUCAGAAUUUUCUGGGCCCAUAUACACUUCAAACUGAUCUUCACUUCAAACUGAUCACUAUCUCUUCAAAAUCGCCACAAGAGUAUGAAUUUCUCUCUUUUAUAAUCGGAAGUACUUUAAAUUUCACUCGGUCUCUAUACACACUUCAAUAGGGCCUGAACUGAUCUUGAUCUUGAGCUAAUUGUGUCCUCUCAAAAACCGUUCCAACCUAAUGAAUAUUUUUUCGAAUUCUGAGUAAAAGUAAGAGUAAAUACCACUACCGCAUUAAAGUGUCACAAAACAAUCUUGUAGCCACGAAUGAAGUAAAAGAAAGAGAUGGAGAGAGUGUAGAGUACAUAUCCGAAUGUAAACAAAUAAAAGACUUUUUUGUAUUAUCGAGAAGUAUGCAGUAAAGUAGAAAAACGAAUUGAGCGGAUAUUGAUUAAUUGACCGGAGGUACAAGUACAUAUUGACAUAAUGAUAAAAGCACGUACACUCUACGCGCUCUGCGCCCAUUUUCGCUUUGAAAUGAAAAUUUACCGCGAAUAUCGAUGAUAAAAAUUAAAGCUUUUCACUCGAAGGUGUUUGUCGCGCUACCGGUGCUGCUGAUAACAAAAGAUAUCGGUGAUGUGUGUGUGUGGGUAAGAGUAAAUAUAUAUACAGAUAUAUAUGUAUCUAAGUAUAUACGUAUGUAAGUAUUUAUGUAUUUAUGUAUUGAUAGAUAGUUGCUUUGUUUAUUUUCAGUUUCGUUGUAAUUUUUAUUAUCUUUACACACUCACAUACAUAAAUACAUACAUACUAGUAUAUAUAUAUAGUUCAGGUACAUUAUAUGCAUUUGCUUGCGCCACCGACUGGCUUUCGCUGCCUUCCUAUAGUUUUUUUUUUAAUUCUCUAUUUUUUUCGAUUUUGAUUGUAUCGCUGCCCGAAAUCGACAAACGCUUGUCGAGCACGAAUGCCUCACAGUUUGGUUUGAUAAAUGAGUGCAAUAGUAACGCCUUUUCACACCUGUUAGACGGGCAGUACGCAAUUAGAACAAAGUGUUGAAUACUAACUGAAAAGAUAAAGAAACAAAAAAUAUUUUUGUUAUUACAACAAAUUAAUUAAUAAUCGUUUCAUCAAUAGUGUUUAUUAUAAGCGAAUAUCUAAUCAAAUCAAAUAAAUAUGGAUGACAAGUCGUCAGCACCGUCGCGCAUCUACCCAACAGCGCCACUAGAGCAAACGGUGCCGCCCAACGAGCAACAGCAAUCUUUAUUGCCACCUGCGCCGCCCAGCUAUGCGCAAGCAACAGGUGCCGCACCCACGGCCGCAAACACAUCCCAUGUUAUUGUAAUUACGCCGGGUGCGCCGAUUUUAUAUGGACCUGUGCCGGUGGAUAUACAGUGUCCCUAUUGCCACAAUUAUACACGCACACGUCUGCGGUUCAAGCCCACAUCCCGUACACAUCUGAUCGCAUUGCUGCUGUGUCUCUUUCAACUUUAUUGCUUCAUAUGUCUACCCUAUUGCAUUGGCAGUUGCAUGAAUACGGCGCACUAUUGUGGCAUGUGUGACCGUUACUUGGGCACUUAUGUGCGAGAAUAAUAAUGAAAAGCAUAGAAAAUGAAGUCUACAAGAAAAUGCAUUAAUUUUAAUAUUUUUACAUCACGCUUUUUAAAUUAGUUACACAACAUUUUUCAUUUAUAAAAAAAAAAAUAAAGUUCUGUAUGAUUGUUUUCACAUAUACUAAUUCA